Messenger RNA from Chaetomium globosum CBS 148.51, 1350 nucleotides. RefSeq lists its product as uncharacterized. Gene Ontology annotation, cellular component: cytoplasm; nuclear pore. Gene Ontology annotation, molecular function: GTPase activator activity. Gene Ontology annotation, biological process: intracellular transport. NCBI's taxonomy places the organism in Eukaryota, Fungi, Ascomycota, Sordariomycetes, Sordariales, Chaetomiaceae. The record is from RefSeq and is a predicted model, not a curated record. Bases 1 to 1350 code for a protein of 449 amino acids. The transcript has 4 exons.
AUGGCCGACGACCCGCACAACACAAGCGAAAUUUCGGAUCAUGCCGAGCCCGCUGCUGUCGUCGCAAAAGAGGACGCCGAGACCACCGCCGCACGGCGUGAGCUCAAGCAAACCACCAUUUCCGAGAAGCGGGGGCGCGAUGCCGUGCAGCUCUCGCAGGACGACAAGAGUGCCUCGGAGGAUGAAGGGCCCAAAUCCAAGUCCCGGCGGCUCACACCGCCCAUCAGUCUGAGCGCGUCAAGUGACGACAUGUUGAAAGCGCAGAUUUCUUCACCCAAGAAGAAGCGAGCCCACGAUGAGGUGGACGAGAAUAAGGAUGUUGCCGAGGCCCCGCUCGGAGGAACGCCCAACAAGGCUGCCAGUCCAACAACGGUCCCAAACAGGACGAACCGGUCUGAGCCCGAGAAGAAGCGACCACGGGACCGCCAAGCAAGUGCAUCCGCCGUGCAGGGCGGGAAGGAAGAAGUGCCUCGUCAACCUCGCCGUUUGGUAGCUUCGGCGGCCCAGGAAAAUCCAGCCUGUUUGGUUCGUCGUCGGGGCCCUCCUCCUUGGGCGGUGUUCUCGGCGGCUCCAAGCCGGCCGCCCCCCUCAGCACCCCCGAAACUCAGCUUCGGCGGAGCUGCCGCCUCGUCUCCGUUCGCCGGGCUAAACGGGCAGAGCACCACCGGUUCGGUGUUUAAGUCGAGCCCCUUUGCGAGCGCUCUUGGCGGCAGCGCCCUGUCAGGGCCGCGCAUCAACUUUGGCAAACCUGGCGAGGUCCUUAAGAGCGACAAGCCGGCCAAGCCGUUCGGUGCGCCAGACAGCGACGCCGAGGAUAAGUCGGAGGAGGAAAGCAACGAGGACGAGGACGCCAAGGGUGAUGCCUCGUCGGAUGAUGAGGCUAAGGAAGAGGAUGGGGAUAGGGAGGCGUCCAAGGGAGCUGAGGAGAAGAAGAAGCCCAAGUUGCAGAAGAGUAAGCGCGCUCGCCCCUCUAUCGACGUUGGGUGGAAGGAGCGUGGCGGGGGUAUGCUCAAAAUCAAUGUGCCCAAGUCAACAGUCGAUCUGGACGACAAUGGGGUGCCCGACCCGACCUCCUUCGACGCCUCGGUUCUAGCGGACGAAGACGACGACCAGCUGAAACACGUCCGGCUCAUCAUGCGGCAGGAUCACACCCUGCGUGUCAUCUUGAAUACCGUACUCCUGCCGGCCAUGAAGUUCCAGGUCACCAACCGGCUCAAGACGUCGACUGUGGGGUUCACAGCAUUUGAAGAGGGCGUGGGGCGCCAAGUGCAAAUGAAGCUGAGCGAGGUCAAUGCCACGGCAUUCUCGCAGAUCAUAGAGAUGUUGAAGAAACGGCUUGCCGAUGUUUAG